AGGGCUGCGGUCUGAGUGAGCCCUUCCCCAUCCCGGAGAUGUCCCCUCUGAGGUGGCUGUCCCUGUCCCACAACCCCCUGGGCCGGGCGGGGCUGCGGCAGCUCCUGAGGACGAUCCCGGCCCGGAGCCUGCGGAGCCUGGAGGUGGCAGCGGUCACCUGUGGGGACAUCGGGGACACCGGGGACAUCGGCAGGGACGUGGCCGAGUACCUGCAGCAGGCCGGCUGUGCCCUCUGUCACCUCUCGCUGGCCGGGAACCACCUGAGGGACGGGGACAUCGACGAGCUGGCACGGCGCCUGCCCGGCUGCGCGUCGCUGCUGUCCCUGGACCUGUCGGCCAAUCCCGGCCUGGGGCCUGGAACCUUCCGGAACCUCCUGGAGGGGCUGCGGAGGAGGGGGAGGGGCCUGGAGCUGCUCAGCCUGGCCGGCUGCGGCGUCGGGGACCUGGAGCCGGACGGAGCCGGCGGCAAAAUCCGGGAGCUGCGGCUGCCGGGGAGGAGAGGCUGGAGGGAACUGGUCUGAACUGGUCUGGACUGGUCUGGACCGUCUGAACUGGUUUAGACUGGUCUGGACUGGUUUGGACUGGUCUGGACUGGUUUGGACUGGUUUGGACUGGUCUGGACUGAUCUGGACUGGUCUGACCUGGUUUGGACUGCUUUGGACUGGUUUAGACUGGUCUGAACUGGUUUGGACUGGUUUGGAAUGGUUUGAAUUGGCCUGGACUGGUUCGGACCGGUUUGGACUGGUCUGGACUGGUUUGGACUGCUCUGGACUGAUCUGGACUGGUCCUGACCUGGUUUGGACUGCUUUGGACUGGUUUAGACUGGUCUGAACUGGUUUGGACUGGUUUGGAAUGGUUUGAAUUGGCCUGGACUGGUUCGGACCGGUUUGGACUGGUCUGGACUGGUUUGGACUGGUCUGGACUGGUUUGGACCGGUUUGGACUGGUCUGGACUGGUUUGGACCGGUUUGAACUGGUCUGGACUGGUCAGGACUGGGAGGUUCCCAGUUGGAUUCAAUAAAUCCCAGUUUGCCCAAGAUUUGGACUGGUCUGGACUGGUUUGUACUGGUUUGGACUGGUUAGCACUCAUCUGAACUGGUUUGGACUGGUUUGGAUUCAUCUGGACUGGUCUGAACUGGUUUGGGGCUGGUUUGAACUGGUUUGUACUGGUCUGAACUGGUUUGUACCGGUUUGAACUCGUAUACGCUCAUCGGAACUGGUCUGGAGUGGUUUGGACCAGUUUGAACUGGUCUGAACUGGUCUGGACUGGUUUGCACUCACCUGGAUUGGUUUGGACUGGUCUGAACUGGUCUGGACUGGUUUGGACUGGUUUGAACUGGGAAUGGCUCCCAGUUUGAUCCAAUAAAAGCAAGAAAAUAAAGGAAUUUUUCCCGGA
Molecule: messenger RNA, 1395 nt
Organism: Haemorhous mexicanus (house finch)
Lineage: Eukaryota; Metazoa; Chordata; Aves; Passeriformes; Fringillidae
Product: tonsoku-like protein
Exons: 5
Coding region: 39-521 (160 amino acids)
Source: RefSeq, a predicted model, not a curated record